AUGCCCCCCGCCGCCGUUCGCCAUUCGCCGCCCUUGCUCGCCAUUCCCGCCGCCGCUCGCCACCCGCCAUCCCCCGCGAACGACACCAUUCCCCAUCCCCGCCGCCGCCGUUCGCCACUCGCCGCCCCCGCUCGCCAUUCCCCGCCUCCGUCGCUCGCCACUUCCCAUCCCCCGCCUCCGCCGCUCGCCACUCCCCCGCCGCCCCCGCUCGCCAUUCCCCUCAUCCGUCGCUCGCCACUCGCCAUCAUCCCCGCCGCCUUCUGCCCCAUAGAUGUGAGAUGCAGGGGCCGCCAGUGUGUUGAGGCCGUCGUUGCUGGCUUUGCAGUCGACGUUGAGGACCAUGCAGUAGUCCACCCCCAUCUUCCUGGUCGCCGGUACCAGCACGGGUACGGCAGGCGUCUGCACUGCGACGCCGUCAAGGCCGGCGGCGCGGACGGCUUCGUGAUGAACAGCUUGGUUGACAUGUACGUGAAAGCCGGGGACUUGGAGUGCACCCGCAAAAUGUUUGAGAGAAUUCCUGACCGGAAUGUGGUGUCCUGGACCUCGAUGCUAAGCGGGUGCGUCCAGAAUGGUUUUGCUGCACAUGGACUGUUUCUGUUCAAUGAGAUGAGGCGCGAAACCUUGUUGGAUAUGUAUGUUAAGUGCGGGGAGGUAGAGGAUGCUCGGCGCACGUUUGAUGAGCUCAGCUAUCUUGACAUUGUUCUUUGGACCACGAUGAUUGUGGGGUACGCGCAGAAUGGGAACCCUCUUGAUGCAUUACAGUUGUUUCUUGACAAGAAAUUUGCAAGCAUUGUUCCAAAUUCAGUUACCAUGGCAACUGUUCUUUCAGCUUCUUCUCAGUUACGUGACUUGUCUCUGGGAAGGUCGAUUCAUGGGAUAGCUGUCAGGUUAGGUGUGGUUGAUUAUGAUGUGGUGGUGAAUGCAUUAGUUGACAUGUAUGCAAAGUGUCAAGCAGUGUUAGAGGCCAACAGGAUAUUUGGAAGAAUUUUGAACAAGGAUGUUGUCACGUGGAAUUCGAUGAUUGCAGGCUAUGCUGAGAAUAGUAUGGGCGAUGAUGCUCUGAUGGUAUUUAAACAGAUGAGGCUGCAGGGUGCUUCACCUGAUGCCACCUCUGUGGUGAAUGCUCUGUCAGCUUCUGUUUGUCUGGGUGACCUACUUAUGGGUAAAUCAUUCCAUAGAUGCCAAUGCAAGCAGAUGUUAGUGUUUGGGGAGCUUUUCUCCAUGGAUGUGGGCUCCAUUCAAGGUUACAGUUUGGAGAAGAAGCUUUCAAGAGAAUGA
This is a messenger RNA of Setaria italica (foxtail millet), 1278 nucleotides long. RefSeq names its product pentatricopeptide repeat-containing protein At2g03380, mitochondrial-like. The transcript is spliced from 3 exons. Gene Ontology annotation, biological process: RNA modification. Gene Ontology annotation, molecular function: protein binding; RNA binding. NCBI's taxonomy places the organism in Eukaryota, Viridiplantae, Streptophyta, Magnoliopsida, Poales, Poaceae. The coding region runs from base 1 to 1278 and encodes 425 amino acids. The record is from RefSeq and is a predicted model, not a curated record.